Perca fluviatilis (European perch) is the source of this 3857-nucleotide messenger RNA. It is a transcript of the gene inavab, whose product is annotated as innate immunity activator b. The coding region runs from base 369 to 2219 and encodes 616 amino acids. Gene Ontology annotation, biological process: adherens junction maintenance; positive regulation of protein ubiquitination. The record is from RefSeq and is a predicted model, not a curated record. NCBI's taxonomy places the organism in Eukaryota, Metazoa, Chordata, Actinopteri, Perciformes, Percidae. The transcript has 11 exons.
UUGAAGGCAGCACAGCAUUGCUUUACUGUGACCGAGUAGUAGCUAUAGCCUCUUCAACAAAACAAAAGUUACGUUUGGGGUGCAAAACGUUAUUUUAACGUUUGUACUGUAAAAUAUCCACUCGGUUAGAUCAAAGAGUUUUCGUAACGUCAGGACUGAGUGUUGGUUUAUUCUGCUUAUUUGUCAGUGUACAUAUAAAUAAACUUCCAGCUCAAAUCUGGGAGACUGAGCCGAUGGAGCGCAGUUUGUAUGGAUACAGAUGAGGCACGAUGCUAGCUAGCUAGCUAACUAACUAACUAGCUACGAAGGAAAUGGUGAGUGCCGACGUUAUCCACUGAAGAAUAGCAACAGGAAGUUGAUUCACUGACAUGGAGGGCAACGGAGAGAUCAGUGACACUGACAGUGGCAUCAUCCUUCAUUCAGGCUCUGACAGCCCAAUGACGCAUAUGAAGGAUGUGACCACGCACACACGGGCCAUGAAGCUCAAACAUCAGGCUCUCCAAGAGCGACUGGAGAUCUGCCUACUGGAGCUGAAGAAAGUCUGCAUCCGAGAAGCAGAGUUGACAGGCCGGCUGUCAGAUGAUUACCCUCUGCUGCCAGGAGAGAAGCCUCCGCAGAUUCGCAGACGUAUUGGAGCUGCGUUUAAACUGGACGAGCAAAGCAUGCCUCAAGGAGCAGAGGAGUCAGAACUGAGUUUAGUGGAUGCUGAGUUGGCGCUUCAGAUGAAGAUAUAUGAGGCAGCGCGCAAGCUCUGCGAGGAGAAUCACAUGAGUAAGGCUGUUAGAAGGAGCCGGUUACAGCAGUGCAAGAGAGAGGAGAAAAAACUAAAACGGCUACAAGAGAGGGCCUUUCAGCUACGACUGGAGCACGGUCGAUCAUCACCACUCCCUGCUUUUAAUAUUGCACAACACGAUCUGGGUACAUCUGAUGACAGCUCUCUGUCUGAUUCUGUAGUACAAGAUGAAGAAGUGACAAGUCAGUCAUCAGGACUCACCUAUCCAGGAGAGACCGAUCCUCCCCAGCCCGCCCCUGGAUCCUCACAGUCCUUCAUAGACGGCUCCUACAUGUCUCCAUCUGUGGCUCCGCAGACCCUGCCGCUGACCCCAAGCCAUUCUCCCCAUCCGAACCUUGACUCUAUGCUGAGUUUAAACUCAAGCCCCGUAUGUGAGCUUCCUCCCAUCCAGCACUCCCCGUGGUCAGAGUCUAGUCUUGACAAACCUUACCAGAAGAGCAAGAAGUCGCGCUCCUCCAGCAAGACAAGCAGUCCAGCCAAAAGUGAAUUGUUGCCACCGUUGGAGGCUUGCUUUGCUUCCCAUCUGAGGCUGAGCCGCACCCAGUCGAACAGCACGCCUUCCACACCCGAGUUGCGGGUUCACAGACAACUCUCCCUCAGGAUAUCCAACCCUGAAUCUUCAUUUGAAAAGGAUCGUGGUCGCACCAGAGGUCCAAGGAGGCGACUGACAGAAUAUGCAAUUACUUUACCAGAGACUCCUCCCCCCGCAGUGAACUAUGGCAGCCAUGUUAACUCUGAGGAUAGUAACUCUGAACACUCGUUUACAUCUUACAACAGCUCACAGUGUCAGGAAUUGCCCUGUGAUUUGCCAAAACAAUAUCAGUCUGCUCUCCAGCACUCUGGCCCAGUAGGCAGCUAUGGACCUCAAGUCUUCCCACGCACUGGCUUUUACCAUAAUCCCAGGCACCAGUCCAGCCAUAGUUUUCACCAAGCCUAUUACAAUGAAGGAAUGGUCUACCAACCUGAUCUGGACUUGGCACGGAGCUAUUACACCCAGCAGGCUCCAAGUCCUUCCAACAGAUAUGAGUACUACUAUAAAGAUGCCGCUGUGCCCCACCAGAGAGCACAGAGGCCAUUACCUCCUGAUAUCAGACUCUCCCCCUCCCCGGCUCAAUGGGACCAUCCACACUACCACGCUAGUGGCCUCCCACAACAAGUGGUGAAUGAACAGCUCAAGUCAUGGCACUGGCGCAGUCAGCUCAAAUCCCCCAGGGCCCGCUCUCUCGACAGACAGGGAGCAGUCAGAGUUAAAAACAUGUCCGUUCGGGACGUGACCCUCCACCAAAAUCAGAAGUACCAUGAACAGGUUAUCCAAAGAAGGACUCUUCAAAGAGCUGCAGAUGACACUCAAGGGCACUGGGUUGCAGAUGAUGGUUCUCACUUUAUUCCUGCCUGCCCUAUUUGGACAUAUACUGUAGAAGGAUGAAAAAACCGGAACCGCUUACAAUAUAAUGCAAUCUAGUACAACAAUAAUUACGAUCACCAAAUUUACUGUAAAGUUGAAUCAAACCCCUCCCUGACACAGCCACAGUAAAGUUGAUUGCAGAGCAGUUGUAUAGGAUCUGGAGCACACCUGUAAAGUGUACCUGCUGUUUAUGUCCACUCUCUGUAUGUUGUUUUGUACUGACAAUUACAAAAUUAAGCAUUGAACUGAAUGCUUGGUAAUUGUUACUGAGGGCUGUUUUAACCUGCGACUAAAUCUGCUGCCAGUUGAAAAAUGGUUAUUCUGUUUCUCAAAAACAAAAUCAGCACAGUUUCUGUGUCAUUUAACACAGGGUUAUUUUGAUAUGCGAUGCAAUUAUGAUGAUGAUUUAAGGAAAUUGGUUGGAGAUAGCAGUUCAAACAGAAAUGUCCAACAAAAUUGCACAUUCUCGGAUUGUGAGAAAUGUGAAUGUUUUUUAAAGUAACCUUUCACAUGUAACUAACAUUUAGGUCAUUGUUGAAAUCAGUCUCAGAUGGAUUAUCAUUUAUAUCAAAAUUGUCACAUGUAAAGCCCUUAAGUAAACUGCUUUAGCUACUUAAUCAUACAACAUAGUGCUGCAUUAGAAGUGGCUAUCUGUAGCUACAAACACUUCCCAAAAAUGCUCAUUUGUGUGGGGAUGCGCUCAAGAUAGAGACGUUUACUUUUUUGCAGUUUGGUAGAUGGGGAAUAAAGUGCUCCUUUUUACCUCGCUGUAUGGAGCAAACCCAUUCAUUGUAAAAUAAUGUAAAUGAGCAACAUAUUCUUUUUUUAACCUUUACAUUUUGUGAAUAAUGUUGCCCUGAUUGUGUCACUAUGUUAAUGAACUUGAGCUGCUUAAAUUUAAGAUCCCAGUUUUGUCCUCUAUAUCAUGUACUUUUGGAGGAAAAUAUGUCUUGUUUUUAUACUUGCAUUUGUCUGUGGCUCAGCCAGUUAACUUGAAUUACUAAUGGACUUAAUCAACUAGCUGAAACUAGAUAUUGAUUUGCUCACAUGAGUUCUAAAGUAGAAGCUUUAACAAAAGCAAAGUCUUAAUGCUUGGCAGCUAGCAAUUGAUGUGUGCAGUUGAAAUUUAAAUGUCCUGAGCUUUAACAAAAUCUUUAUCAGUGUCUGUGUUUAAGACAGCAGGUGACAAGACACUAACCUUUUUGUUUGAACCAGUACAAUUUAAACUGAGGUGAACUGUAUUUGAAACAUUGCCAAUAUGUGAUUUACAAUCAAGUCUCCUAAACAAACAAGCUUUUGAUGGUAGGUCAUUUGAGAAUGAGAGCAAAUUCAACAUAAAAUACUGUUCUCUCUCGCAGUGAUCUAUUUAUGUGUUUAUUUAUUGCGAUGUGCACCAUCGGACCCCUGGAAAGGCAGACUUGAAAUAAAAGAAGACAUGGACCUGAGUUUGCAAAAUCCAGCAGCAGUAAAGACUAUGUCUAGUUGUAUAUAGAAAAAUAGAACACAAUCCUGUUACCUUGUGUGCCUCUUUUUUUACUGUCUUUUCUAUUUAUCAGUUAUAGUAGUUUAAGUGGACCUAAUAAUAAUGUGUUAUGUUGCAAUUUGAUAAAUCUGUGAAAAUGUUUUCUCUGUGGAAGAAAAUAAAGGGUAAUGUUUGCA